CCCGCGCCUGCGCCGUGCACAUCUACCGACCCCGAGCGCCUCGGCGGGAGGUUUUUCCAUGUGAGUGGGAAGACAGUUGCUGCAAGUAGAAGUGACAUAACAUUUUUCUAGAAUGUCUGAAGAUGAAGAAAAAGUGAAAUUACGCCGUCUCGAACCAGCUAUCCAGAAAUUCAUUAAGAUAGUAAUCCCAACAGACCUGGAGAGGCUAAGAAAGCACCAGAUAAACAUUGAGAAGUAUCAAAGGUGCCGGAUCUGGGAUAAGUUGCACGAAGAGCAUAUCAAUGCAGGCCGCACAGUUCAGCAACUCCGCUCCAACAUCCGAGAAAUGGAGAAACUUUGUUUGAAAGUCCGAAAGGAUGACCUAGUACUUCUGAAGAGAAUGAUAGACCCUGUUAAAGAAGAAGCAUCAGCAGCAACAGCAGAGUUUCUUCAACUCCAUCUGGAAUCUGUAGAAGAACUUAAGAAACAGUUUCAUGAUGAAGAAACCUUAUUACAGCCUUCUUUGACCAGAUCCUUGACUGUUGGUGGAACAUUUCACACUGCCGAGGCUGAAGAUGAUCCUCAGAACAUGACUCAGGUAUAUGCGUUACCUGAAAUUCCUCGAGAUCAAAAUGCUGCAGAAUCAUGGGAAACCUUAGAAGCGGACUUAAUUGAACUUAGCCAACUGGUCACUGAUUUCUCUCUCUUAGUGAAUUCUCAGCAGGAGAAGAUUGACAGCAUUGAAGACCAUGUCAGCAGAGCUGCUGUGAAUGUUGAAGAGGGAACCAAAAACUUGGGGAAGGCUGCAAAAUACAAGCUGGCAGCUCUGCCUGUGGCAGGUGCGCUCAUCGGAGGAGUGGUGGGGGGUCCGAUUGGCCUCCUUGCAGGCUUCAAAGUGGCAGGAAUUGCAGCUGCACUUGGUGGUGGGGUGUUGGGCUUCACAGGUGGAAAAUUGAUACAAAGAAAGAAACAGAAAAUGAUGGAGAAGCUCACUUCCAGCUGUCCAGAUCUUCCCAGCCAAACUGACAAAAAAUGCAGUUAAAAACCCAACUUCGGUCUUAUUGGCGCCAACAUGUCUAUCCUAAUGAGGACCUUUGCUGCUGUUGGACACGCAGGCAGUCUUGGAACAUGAUUAUAUCAAGUAGUGGCUGUAGAUGUUCAAGUGGGAUUGAACUGUGACAAGUGGAUAUAUUUUGUUGUUUGCUGGAGUGUUAAUGGAGAUGUUAGAGAUUGAAGAGCCUUUGCCGAGGGUGUGUAAUGUUGUCAGGUAAAGUUUAAAGACUGCCAAGGAGCAGAUUUUCUGCCUGGAAAUGUGAAAACUGAACUUACAACUUUGAUAAGGACUUGAGAUGUAUGGACAUGAUGGGUUAUGGAAGACUAGUUUAUUCCAUGACCCUGACUUGGAGACCCUAAGGUUAAGUGUAUUAUAAAUAUGUUUGUUUAUCUCCCAAAUAUAGGAGAUUAUUUGGCCUGUUGACAAAGAAAA
Suricata suricatta (meerkat) is the source of this 1465-nucleotide messenger RNA. RefSeq names its product syntaxin 17 (gene STX17). Gene Ontology annotation, biological process: intracellular protein transport; vesicle fusion; exocytosis. Gene Ontology annotation, molecular function: SNAP receptor activity; SNARE binding. Bases 113 to 1021 code for a protein of 302 amino acids. Gene Ontology annotation, cellular component: autophagosome membrane; endomembrane system; SNARE complex. Lineage: Eukaryota; Metazoa; Chordata; Mammalia; Carnivora; Herpestidae. The record is from RefSeq and is a predicted model, not a curated record. The transcript has 8 exons.